AUGGCGACAAAGACUUUGGAAGCUCGUUUUGAGCAUUUGUCGGUGAACGACGAGAAUGAGCCUUCAGGGAAAGGUCUCUCUAAACCCAAGGGCUCUCUUUCAACGGCAGUGUCUAUAUCGGGUCUUGGGACUUCAGCGCAGCAGUCAACUUCAAAUCGGAAUCAUAUGCUGAAAUAUGCUCUGCAAAAUGCGAAUGAAUCGAAAACAAAUGCAAACCCACCUGCUUCGCCACAUCGUAAAGACCAGCAGGGAGUUCAUACCUCCAGCGGAACUCGAGUUUCUGACGAGAAUACGCAGCAAAACGCACCUGUUCUCUACGAACAGCCCGCGCCAAAGAAAUUACAUCUGGGUAUGUUCGAGAUUGGCAAAGCCCUAGGAAAGGGGAAGUUCGGUCGAGUCUAUCUUGCCAAAGAACGAUCUUCCGGCUUUAUCUGCGCUCUCAAGGUUCUCCACAAGUCGGAGCUGCAGCAGGGCGGUGUUCAGAAACAAGUCCGGAGAGAGAUCGAAAUCCAGAGCAACUUGCGACAUCCAAAUGUUUUACGACUUUACGGCCAUUUCCACGAUAGCAAACGUAUCUUCCUCAUUCUCGAGUACGCUGGUAAAGGUGAGCUUUACAAGCACCUUCGGAAAGAGCACCGGUUUCCGGAGUGGAAAGCAGCUCAAUAUAUUGCACAAAUGGCGGCUGCCCUGAAAUAUCUGCAUAAAAAGCACGUCAUACACCGCGAUAUCAAACCUGAAAACAUCCUUGUUGGGAUUCACGGAGAGAUCAAAAUAAGUGAUUUUGGGUGGAGUGUGCACGCGCCAAACAGCAGAAGGCAAACUAUGUGCGGGACUCUCGACUACCUGCCUCCGGAGAUGCUUAAGCCAGGCUCGCAGGACAAUUACUACAACGAGAAAGUGGACUUGUGGAGUUUGGGUGUUCUUACAUAUGAAUUCCUGGUUGGAGAAGCUCCUUUUGAGGACACUCCCGUGAUGACCCAGAGGAGGAUUGCCAGAGGAGAUAUGACGAUUCCCUCUUUCGUCAGUCCCGAGGCAAGAGAUCUGAUCAAGAGGUUGCUCGUCCUCGAUCCUGAAAAGCGAUUGCCUCUUGAUGAAGUUCAGCAGCAUCCGUGGAUCAUCAAACAUUGUGUGAAAGGAGAAAGAGCUACACAACGAAGUUCCAAUUCCAAGGAUGGUAGGUCAUAG
Molecule: messenger RNA, 1185 nt
Organism: Rasamsonia emersonii CBS 393.64
Lineage: Eukaryota; Fungi; Ascomycota; Eurotiomycetes; Eurotiales; Trichocomaceae
Product: Serine/threonine protein kinase (Ark1)
Exons: 3
Coding region: 1-1185 (394 amino acids)
Biological process (GO): regulation of cytokinesis; protein phosphorylation; mitotic spindle organization
Cellular component (GO): spindle microtubule; spindle midzone; spindle pole centrosome
Molecular function (GO): protein kinase activity; ATP binding
Source: RefSeq, a predicted model, not a curated record